UACUGAUAGCUCUGCUAUAUACUUGAAUUAUAGAUAUGGACUCCUCAAGAAUUAGUCUGCGUCCAUUUAAGUUAACAGACGUUGAUGAUAUGAUGUUAUGGGCAGGCGAUGAUCGCGUAACUCAAACCAUCCGAUGGAAUACUUUGACCUCCAAAGAAGAGGCAUUGACCUUCAUCAAGGAUGUAUGUAUACCCCACCCUUGGCGUCGAUCUAUAUGCAUCGAUGACCGUUCGAUUGGAUUUGUAUCUGUAUUCCCCGGAUCAGGUGAUGAUAGAAGUCGAUCUGAUGUCGGAUAUGCUGUUGCUUUUGAAUAUUGGGGGCAGGGGAUUGGUACUGAGGUACUCAAAAUGACAAUCCCUCAAGUGUACAGUGAGUUUCCUGAAGUAAUAAGGCUUCAGGCAUUAGUUGAUGUUGAGAACAAGGCAUCCCAAAGGGUAUUGGAGAAGGUUGGAUUCAUCAAGGAGGGGAAAUUGAGAAAAUAUGGAUAUCACAAGGGGAAAUUAGUGGAUCUAUUCAUGUACAGUCUCUUAUCCACUGAAUCGAUUUACUGAUACCACUUCUUCAGGUCCAUGAAGUCGCAAAUUUUUUUAAUACAUGUAAUUGAAAAUUAGCCAUCUUCCAGGAUAUUUUCACUUGUAGAAUUUGAAACUCCGAAACAAUGGCUAUUUUGAGAUUACAUAGCUGAAAAGUGACUAGCCCUGUUGCAUAUACCUUUACCUCGCGGUCUUGUUUACUAUAAAAUAGAAACAAGUAAAACACAUUCACGCCAUCACAGAAUCAACAACUGUAUGUCUUUCCUGAGAAUCAAAAUGCUACUUAUGUU
This is a messenger RNA of Solanum verrucosum, 823 nucleotides long. RefSeq lists its product as uncharacterized. Gene Ontology annotation, molecular function: acyltransferase activity, transferring groups other than amino-acyl groups. Lineage: Eukaryota; Viridiplantae; Streptophyta; Magnoliopsida; Solanales; Solanaceae. Bases 36 to 551 code for a protein of 171 amino acids. The transcript is spliced from 2 exons. The record is from RefSeq and is a predicted model, not a curated record.